CGCACAGUCUCUAUGGCAACCUCUGACAGCCAGGAGACAUGACGUCCUAGAAAGUUGUCGGAAGUACACCCUGUGAUCCAAGAGACAGGCACAUAGCGUGCACCACUCCUUUCAUGGCUAGUGAUCAACAGCUCGAGUCUGAUAACAAUUCAGAUGGGGAGUAUCAAGAUGAUCUAGACCGGCAGGCACAGGAUUAUGUGUCUAGGGUAUUGGGUGCACCAGCUCAUCAGGGAACACGCCCGCAUCCUCUACCAGACGCUCCAUGCCUGCAGCUAAGAGAUGAUCCCCAGCAUUUGGAGCGAGAUCUUAAGAGGUCACCUGUGAAUGGGGAGGAUGGGAAAAUAUCUGCUCUUCUUCUUCUCCCACUAGAGUUGAUUUUACAGAUCCUGUCUCAGUUGGAACCCCGGUUCAUCAUCAGUGUACUUCCAUUAGUGUGUCGAACAUUUAGAGAUAUUGUGAAUGAGGAAGUUGCUUGGAGGAUACGAGUACAGAAAAGGGUUGGUGCCAGAUUUCCAGUGGUUGAACAAGAUGAUUUUGAUUGGCCAAGUGCUUGCAUUGAUCUAGAGGAGCAUCUCUCUCGUUGGUCAGACAAUGGGAAGAAGGCAAUACAUUACUCACUGGCUGAUGGUCACUUUGCAUCUGUAGAUGACGUGCUGCUGCUUCAGGGGGGAGCUUUGUGUGCAUCUGGAUCUCGGGAUAGAAAUGUCAGUCUUUGGGACCUGAGAAAACUUGAUCAAGGCAUAGACAAAGUCACUGUCAAGGCUUUAGGGACAGAGAAAACUGGCACCCACAAGGGCUGGGCCUGGUGUCUGGCUUCCUGUGGGAAUCAUCUCUGUUCUGGAUCUUGGGACAGUACAAUGAAGAUUUGGGACAUUGAAACUGAAGGACAACAGAUGGGAGUGAUAAGGGGGAAAGCUGCUGUACUGUGCUUGGCAUUCUUGCCAGAUAUCUUGGUGGCUGGAUCCUAUGACAAGAGAGUUAGCGUGUAUGACCCAAGAGCUUCCAGUCCCCUGGUGAAGUCCCGAAAGAUUCACUGUAGUCCAGUUCUGUCUAUAGUGGCUGAUGAUCGUCACAUUGUGUCCGGAAGUGAGGACCGAACCCUUGUGGUGUUUGACCGCAGGGCUAAUGCAGUAUUACAGAGGAUGCCGCUGGAUAAUUACAUGUUUUGUAUGUCAUAUGAAGCACCGCAGCUAUGGGCUGGAGACAACCAGGGUCUGAUCCAUGUGUAUGGGAGUCAGGGAGGGACAUUUCAGCACUUGCAGUGUUUUGAUGUCGGCCAUGCUUCCCAGGUCACUGGUAUCUGGCAUUCUGAGGGGGCUCUCUACACUACCUCAACUGACAAAACAAUGAAGGUUCACAUUCCUACAGAUCCCCCCAAGACUUUGUGUACACAGACACAUUGCAAUGUGGUGAAUGGGGUCAGUGUGGCUGGACGCACAGUUGCUGCAGCCUCAGGGGGGCAAACAGUAGAAAUCUGGAAAUUCAGUGAAUAAAAUUAUUAAAUCGCCAAUCAGAUUGUUCUGACUGAAAUUAUGAAGAGUAAAAUGAAAUCGAGCAGAAGAAAACUGUUGUAUAAAGGAUGACAAACAGAAGAUGGCAAUAAAAUAGCAAGCAACCUGCCUUCUAUGGGUUUUUGAUGGAUCUUCUAGACCAAAGUCAACAUGGAUGUAAUCUGCUAUGGAAUCUAGAACCUAUUUGGCUAUUAUUUUGUUCAAAAUGGAUUAUUAAUUGCUAUUAUUCUAUGAUAGCACCAUAAAUAUAUAUAAUGUA
Messenger RNA from Bombina bombina (fire-bellied toad), 1770 nucleotides. It is a transcript of the gene FBXW9, whose product is annotated as F-box and WD repeat domain containing 9. Lineage: Eukaryota; Metazoa; Chordata; Amphibia; Anura; Bombinatoridae. Gene Ontology annotation, molecular function: protein binding. Gene Ontology annotation, cellular component: preribosome, large subunit precursor. The coding region runs from base 114 to 1493 and encodes 459 amino acids. The record is from RefSeq and is a predicted model, not a curated record. The transcript is spliced from 11 exons.